AUGUCUAAAGCCAUAUACAUCUCACCCAUUGAUGGGAAGCCGGGCAAGCCUGGUCAGGUUUACUACCCGCUUACCGUGCGCAAUCUGCCCCAGCCUUCCCCGCAAGGGCGAGAGCUGCUGGUCAAGUUGACUGCUGCCUCUCUGAACCACCGGGAUCUUUUCCUUCGACAGCAUCUGUACCCUGGUGUAUCAUUUGAUGUUCCUCUCUUGGCAGAUGGUGUGGGAGUGGUUGUCGGGGCUGGUCCCCAGGUGGCCAAUGCCGAGAAAUGGCAAGGUAAACGCGUGAUCCUGAACCCAGGCGUGGGCUGGAAAGACUCUCCCGAUGGACCGGAGGAGCCCACGGGAUAUCGCAUCAUGGGCGGCACCAAGGUCUAUGAAAAGGGUACCCUGCAGGAGUACGUCACCAUUGAAGAAUCGGAGGUGGAGGAAGCACCUGCUCAUCUGUCGGAUGCUGAGGCUGCGGCUCUACCGUUGACGGGCCUGACCGGCUGGCGAGCGUUGGUCUCUAAAGCGGGCGAAAAGAACUCGGGCAAGGGUGCAGUCAUUUUGAUCACCGGCAUUGGCGGCGGUGUUGCCUUGAUGGUUCUGCGAUUUGCCGUUGCUCGGGGGGCUCAUGUCUUCGUCACAAGUUCUAGCCAGGACAAGAUCCAAAAAGCAAUUGACCUUGGUGCCGCGGGCGGUGUCAGUUACAAAGAGGAUGGCUGGGAUAAGAAGUUGCUCGGGAUGCUGCCUUCGGGGAAGAAGAGCUUUGACGCAGUUAUUGAUGGUGCGGGAGGUGAUGCGGUUGAGAAGGCCACUCGGCUUCUGAAGGCCGGCGGAGUUCUCUCGGUUUAUGGCAUGACCGUUUCUCCUAAGAUGCCCUUCACCAUGCAAACCGUGCUCAAGAACAUUGAUGUCCGUGGGUCAACUAUGGGGUCACGAAAGGAAUUCAAGGAAAUGGUGGACUUCGUUGCGAGCAAGAACAUCCACCCUGUCGUUUCCCGGGUGCUGAAGGUUGACAUUGAUGACCUCGCCGCUAUUGAUGAUCUCUUCGAGGACAUGAAGCAGGGCAAGCAGUUUGGUAAAUUGGUCAUUGAAUUCGGGAAGCAAAAUGGCAGCAAGUUGUAA
Molecule: messenger RNA, 1107 nt
Organism: Penicillium diatomitis
Lineage: Eukaryota; Fungi; Ascomycota; Eurotiomycetes; Eurotiales; Aspergillaceae
Product: putative alcohol dehydrogenase
Exons: 2
Coding region: 1-1107 (368 amino acids)
Molecular function (GO): oxidoreductase activity
Source: RefSeq, a predicted model, not a curated record